This is a messenger RNA of Colletotrichum navitas, 2407 nucleotides long. RefSeq lists its product as uncharacterized. The transcript has a single exon. The record is from RefSeq and is a predicted model, not a curated record. Lineage: Eukaryota; Fungi; Ascomycota; Sordariomycetes; Glomerellales; Glomerellaceae. The coding region runs from base 144 to 1985 and encodes 613 amino acids.
CGAGCGGGUGCCACUCAAAGUAUUUAACCGCAACUCCUCACCCAGACUCGACAUAGGUUUUCUCUUGAAAUGGGCCACCAUACACCCCUCAGAUACUAACACGCGGACCAAAUGAAUGUGAAAAACUGCAAACGGCGAUAUCAAUGAUUCGUAUCUUGAGCUCUUCCUUUCUCCUCCCGAUACUGGGAUCCGCCAACGCCUCUUCCUCAACAACCGGUUGGGCUUCGGAACCCAACGGGCGAGGUACCUUCGGCCUAAUCUGCUCUUGCGUACUCACUCUGACAAUAUGCGUCUGGACGGCCCUCCACCUCAACGUUCCCCCCGUCCGCUCCACCCUGAGGAGCAGGGCACUAGAAAGGGCGAAGUGGGUACUCUAUGGCAUCUUCGCUCCUGAGCUUGUCGUGGCGACGGCGGCGGCGCAAUACAUCGUUGCGCGAUGGCUGAAAAGAGAGAUCGAAAAGGACACUGCUCAUCGCCAGAGUGCAGGAGAACCACUAGACAGAACAGAGGGGAGAGAUGGCCAGAUGCCCUCAAGGCACACGUGGGAUAUGAUGCAGUGCUUUUACGCCGUCAUGGGCGGCUUUGUUGUCGACUUGCCGUCUGUCGACAACGAAGAUGACGCGUUCAGGAGGGUUACCGUCACACCGGAGGGCCUAAGACUUCUAUCGUUUACCGGGAAGCUGCCUGACAUCCAUGAAUCGCAGAUCCAGGACAAGAGCAAAGCAGACUGGAUGGCCAAGUCUCUCGUCUGCAUCCAGGCCGGAUGGAUGGUCACCCAAGUCAUUGGACGUCUCAUAAAGAAGCUCCCUGUGUCGCUAUUGGAGAUCAACACAUGUGGGCACGUCGCAUGCGCCGUGGUUCUCUACCUGCUUUGGUGGAGCAAACCCUUCGAUGUUAUGGAUCCAACGGUACUGGAGGGGGACACCGAUGACCUUCUGUCGUUGAUGACAGUCUGCUCAUCCAUAGACGCUAUAAAUGGUGUAACAGACAUUCGGUGCUUCCAGUAUAUGCCAGGACAAGAAGUUACAGGCGAGGGGAGUCAAGACCAGCGCGCUGCCAAGAUCCUCAUCACGACGCAUUUGUCCAUCGGGUCACCCGGCACCAGAGAGCCUUCCGGAUUUCUUGGGUUUGAUAUAAGCGAUAUUCGACCGCACUUAUCACCCCUAACUGUCGAAAAACACACGCAAAGGGUUCCGCGAAGCGCGUACAUGUAUCAUAUUGAUCAGUCUAAACCUACAGUUUCACCCGAGUGUUUACAGACGUACUUCGUGCCGCCGUACAUCAAUCUUAGUUUGCGCCAUAGUAACCUCUACUGCCGGAGGAUCUUCGCCGACGUCCAGCAGUAUCAGAAGUCUCACAAACACAACCCCGUUAACCCGGUCCGCCUGGCGGAGGCCGCAAAGGCCGCAGACGGCCUAUGGGCUAUGUGUGCCGCCCGCCCGACAUACACACCAUACUAUUUUACCUUCGUCCCGACCGUUGGCGUCUUCCUCGGAGAGACGGAAUACAUCGUGUCUCACAUUGUCAACUUCCCGUCCAUCUCCAACCUCGGUCUUGGCCAGGUCAACAUUCACCGCGACGUGCUGCGCUCGCUCCUCGCCCUCACUGCGGCAGCGUACGGCGGGCUUCAUCUCAUUGGCUGGGUCGAUCACUUCCCAACGCAGAUAGAACGGAGGAUGUGGCUCGUCGCGUCUCUGGUCAUUGCGUGCUCCGGGGUUGCUCUGUGGAUCUUUUUCCUUGCGCGGCAAGCUUGGCCAUGGUUCGACGUGUUCGUUUCUGGAGCGGCACCAGGGGCACGACUGACCAGCGCGCGUUACCAGAAGCCGUGGAUGAGGAAGGUGAAAUCGUUGGUUCUUGUUUCGAUUAUCGUUGUGUUUGUGAUAGCGAGAGUCUUCUUGGUUGUCGAGGCUUUCCUCAGCUUGAGAGAAGCUCCUUCCGCAUUGUAUGAAACCCCAGAGUGGUCCGACUUCUUCCCCCAUUUUUAGCGCACGACAAUUCUUGAUACAGAUACAGGCAUUUGAUAUGCACUCUGGACAUAUUUGUUGCCCGUGUAGACGACGACGAUUUAGCACCUACCAACCUCAGGAGCAACGUGCUGCUUCGCUCUUCGAGAACUGCAAUUGGUGUCUGAAAACGCAACGGAAUCAGGCUCGGCGACAUGGGCUGCGGAGUCGGAUGGGGUUCGUUAUGUAUCUGAGCUCGUGGGUGCUCGAGGCAAGAGGGCUAGAGGGCUAUUGGUAAAGGGAGAUAGAAUCUUGAAAUCGAGGAAGAUGGUAGAAAAAACAUUGGAAGCUGUGGAGGCAUUGUGCACGAUAUACCGAUUGCCCCAUCCACGCAAACAGAGUCAUCACCUUGGUAACAUUUAUCUGAGGUCGUUCAUGUAGUUUAUUUGGAUAAAGGGAAAAAA